Molecule: messenger RNA, 2026 nt
Organism: Bemisia tabaci
Lineage: Eukaryota; Metazoa; Arthropoda; Insecta; Hemiptera; Aleyrodidae
Product: WD repeat-containing protein 18
Biological process (GO): rRNA processing; DNA-templated DNA replication
Cellular component (GO): rixosome complex; nuclear pre-replicative complex
Molecular function (GO): protein binding
Source: RefSeq, a predicted model, not a curated record
UGGCAACAGUGCUGUACACCUUAAGGUUAUGUUUUGCUGAAAAUCCGAAACGUUUGCCUCCCCACGUGUUUUUUUAAUCUGUAUCACGUCUAUUUUCAGUUAAAGUUCCAUUGCAGUUCUCUUUUAACUUAUGUGAAAAAUGAGUAUCAUUGAAGCUGUGGUAUCUAGUGAUGGGAAAGGCGGAGCUGUUGUCUGGGAGCCACAAGGUGGAACUGUUUUGAUGUCCUACAAAGGGGCUGCACCUUGUAAUCCACACGCUCUCAGUUUCCUAGGUCAAGAUUACCUCCUAGCAGUAGAAAAAGGAAAACCGCUUAUUACUGUAUGGCGGAUCAACAGUCAAGAGAAAGAAACAAGCAUUCGCCUUCUGUGCCCUGGACGCAUCACUUCUAUGCAAGCAAGUCCAGAUGCGCUCUAUAUUGCUGUUGGUAUUGAGGAUAAACUACAUAUUUAUCAAGUGGCCUCAGGGUGUUUGUUAGCAGUUGCCUCCAGUCAUUUCCAGCCAAUUACUGUGAUUCGAUGGUCCAAGGAUAGCUCCUUCAUUGCAACAGGUGGUGAGGAUGGGAUGGUGUGUUUUUGGCCCUUGUCUCAUUUGGUAGCUCAAAAUUCCCUGACAGUGGGAUCGACAUCAUCAAAUCAGAUGUUUGCUGGACAGUCAGAUCCUAAAUACAAUUGGUCAGACCACAGUUUGCCUGUCUCUGAUAUAUUUAUUACAUAUGGCAGCUCCAGAGCAAGAUUAAUAUCAGUCUCAGCUGAUCGCUUUUGUAAGGUGUAUGAUCUUGCAAAUGGAACUCAACUCGUUUCCAUUAAUUUUGAUUCACGUUUGACAGCUGUCACACUUGAUCCUAUUGAAGCUACAAUUUUUGUCGGUACGAGUUCCGGGACGAUACACUCCUUUUCCAUAAGAGAACCGCCAAGGACUAAAGACUACCUUGUUGGAGAAAAAGACCCUAAUAUAGGCACUCUAAUUGGUCACACCAAGGCAAUCACUGGUUUAUCUAUGUCAAUUGAUGGAUCAAAAUUAGUGUCAGGCUCUAAUGAUGAGAUGGUUAAGCUCUGGCAUGUAAGAAGUGGCCAAUGUUUACGAACCCUGUACCAGAAGGGUCCAGUUACAAAUAUUCUUUUUACUAUGGUACCAAAGUCUAUGAAUUCACCCACUUUUCAUCCACUCAUCAUCUUACGGCCAUUUGGAAAAAGCUCUGAUAUGGAUAGUGGGUCUAAUCAAGUUUGUAUCGAAGUCCUGAUGAAAGAUGAUCUAGUUACUCCUGAAACCUAUGUAACUAAAAGUACUUUAGAUUUUUCCAAUGAGGAAUGUUCAGAAUUACAAAAAGAAUUGAGGAGAGUAAAAAAGAUAAAUUCUCAGCUAUUCCAGUUUGCCAUGAAAAAAAUUUUGCAUCAAAAUAAUGAGAAAGAAGAUAGCCCCCAGGAGAUCAAAGAAACUCAGUCUCUAACUAAUGGUAAUAUUUCAGAAGUGGUCGAAAAGAGUGAAAAAAGAAAUAAAAAAAGAAAACAUUGAAGACUUCUUCAAGAAUUUUAUCAUAAAGGAGAGUCUAUCAAAGAUAUUUUUAGAUAAAAAAUAAAUGUCCGUCAAAUGGGUGGUCAAACUAAAGGCUGUGAUUUUCCUCUUUUUUAUCCUCCAGCCACCCUUUUAUUAUGUCUUUUAAAGCAAAAAAAUUUCCUCGCAACUUCAACAAUAUUGUACUAUUUCUGGCUGAAACCUGGAGUCAAGUCCCACAUAGUUAAUGCUGAAAAUUAUGAACACAAAGAUGAUAAUUUGUAAGUUUUCAGUAAUCCUUGUCCAGUGAAAAACCUUUCAAAUGAAAGGUUUUAUGAUUUAUUAAUGUCUCGAGUACCAAAUAUCUUAAAGAUUUGUGAUGCAUUUUAGGAAAAGGGAACUUCAGCUGAAAUGUCAAAUUUUGUCACUUUACCUGUUGUCAUUAACAUUAACCUUCAUCUUCAUCUUUGUUUUUAAUCAAGUUGUUUUGUUUGUUCCUUAAUAUAUAAUAAAAAUCAAUGCAAUUCCAUCAAU